Molecule: messenger RNA, 1408 nt
Organism: Xylaria bambusicola
Lineage: Eukaryota; Fungi; Ascomycota; Sordariomycetes; Xylariales; Xylariaceae
Product: SET domain-containing protein
Exons: 3
Coding region: 104-1291 (395 amino acids)
Biological process (GO): peptidyl-lysine monomethylation; peptidyl-lysine trimethylation
Molecular function (GO): protein-lysine N-methyltransferase activity; protein binding
Source: RefSeq, a predicted model, not a curated record
CUAUAGCCUGAAUACGAACAUUUACGCGGCUACAAGGAACACGAAGCUGGGGAGGGAGAAAGUCGAAGGAAACAAGAGUUGUGAGAAGGGAAAAAGAUAAAUCAUGGUUGAUUAUAUCCCGGACUUCAUAGAUUGGGCAGAAAAGCGAGGCAUCAAACUAAAUGGUAUCGAACCACAGCGCAUACCAGGACGCGGUAUAGGGGUCAUGGCGACACGAGAUAUCCAGCCCGACGAGAUCAUCCUCGAGGUACCAACAAAAUGUAUACGGACAAUUACCACGAUGCCCAAAGCGCGGCUCCGCAAAUGUACCGAAACAAGCGUGUCGGUGCAUGGAGCUUUAGCAGCCGACCUAACGCUCGACAAGAGCAGCAAGUACGAACCGUGGAACGCCAUCGUGCCGCACUCAGGCGAUCUCAACGGCAUGCCUUUCUACUGGCCGCCCGAGCUGCAGGCGCUACUCCCGCUGCACAGCCGGCAGCUCCUCGCCAAGCAGAGGGCGAAGCUCGAGCGGGACUGGUCGCAGAUGUUCACGGCGUUCCCGGAGCUGCACGUCGAAGACGAAGGAGACAUCGGCCGGUGGGAAUAUGAGCAGAACUGGCUCCUCGUCAACUCGCGGACGUUUUACUACGUCAACGCGGCGCUGAAGAAGUGGCGCGGAUCUACCAAGGAUGACCACAUGGCAUUGCAGCCUGCGGCCGACUUGUUCAACCAUGCUGAUGAGGGGGGAUGCCAUGUGGCGUUUGGCACCGAGGGGUUCACGUUCCGUGCUACGAGGCCGCAUAAAAAGGGUGAAGAGGUAUAUAUUUGCUAUGGAAACCACGGUGGCGAUUUUCUCCUGGUCGAAUAUGGAUUCGUCAUGGCGGAGAAUUGUUGGGACGAGACCCUGCUGGACGACAUCGUGCUCGCGAAACUAGAUCAGAAGCAAAAGGAACGUCUUGAGGAAAUCGGGUUUCUGGGGGGCUACGUCCUGGAUCGCAAUACGGUUUGUCAUCGGACGCAGGUUGCGUUGCGGCUGUUGUGUUGCAAGGUUGGCGAGUGGAUGCGGUUCGUUAAUGGAAAUGACGAUGGCGAGGCGAGUCAGGAUGCUGUUGACGUGCUGCUGUUGGGGCUGUUGAGAGAAUACGCUGCGAGGAUAGACGAUAUAGUGGCGCGGAUCCCGAUGCUGGAAAAUGCAAAAAAGCCCGAAGACGAUAUGGAUGAUAUGAAGGACAUACUGGUGCAGAGGUGGAGGCAGAUUCGAAAUUUGCUUGAUAGGAGGAUAAGGAGCCUAGAGCAAGGAGCUCAGACGUGACAGUGGACAUCGCCGCUUGCUAUAUUAUAUCAGAGUUAUUAGUCGCCAGAGAUAUGAUGGUGUAAGACAGUGUUGAGUAGACAAGAUCCCCGGACAUCGCGAAUGUACAGCUAGGCG